AUGGUUAGCACCAAUGACCCAGAGAACAUUCAAGCCCUGCUAGCAACUAAGUUCCACGACUUCGAUCUUGGACCACAGAGACAUGAGAUGUUCAAGGAGAUGUUGGGUCAUGGAAUAUUUACGGCAGAAGGAGAGAAAUGGGCUCAUUACCGUCAUCAGCUCAAACCACAAUUCGCCCGCGAACAGAUAGGUGACCUCGAAGCUACCAACCGACAUCUCAAUGUCAUGCUUAAAGUCAUGCCUGAAGAGAAUGCUGCUGGUUGGAUCGAAUCGGUGAACCUUCUCCCACUACUCUACCGCCUUACAAUGGAUCUCAGCACCGAAUUUCUAUUUGGACAAUCAGUCAACAGCCAGUCCAACACCCUUUACUCCCAAGAAUCAGGAAACACCAAGGAUAUGCAGGAGCAGAUUGAUUUCGCCGAGGCAAUGGUUUACGCCCAAGAAUUCAUCUCAUGGCGAUUCCGCAUCCGAGGCUUCUACCUCUUCGUGUCAAAGAAGAAGUUCAGGGAAGCUUGUGCCACAGUCCAGAACUUCGUCUCUCGUUUCGUCGACGUCGCUCUUAGUCCAGAUGCCAAGCACGCAACCAUGACCGCAAGAGGAAAACCAAAGUUCACCCUCCUCGACGAAUUGACCAAAGAAACCAGAGAUCCCAUCGAGCUUCGAGAUCAAAUGCUCCACGUCCUCCUCGCCGGCCGCGAUACAACAUCCGCCACAUCCGGUUGGGCCAUCCUCCUCCUCUCCCGCGCCCCCGCCGAGUUCGCCAAACUGCGAGCCGCAGUCCUCUCCCACUUCGGCACAGCCAGCAAUCCGACCAACGAGAUGACAUUCGAGUCCCUUAAAGCAUGCAAAGAGAUGACCUACGUGAUAUACGAAACUCUCCGCCUCUUCCCUCUCGUUCCUCUAAACGGCAGAUUCGCAUUGAAAGACACGAUACUGCCGGUAGGUGGCGGCCCGGAUCUCAAGAGUCCGAUUGUGAUUAAGAAGGGUGAGAAUGUGGGGUUCUCGACUUAUGUUAUGCAUCGACGACAUGAUAUCUGGGGAGAGGACGCGGAGGAGUUUCGGCCGAGUAGGUGGGAGAAGAGGAAGUUGGGGUGGGAAUAUGUGCCGUUUUCUGGGGGUCCUAGAGUUUGUCUUGGUCAACAAUAUGCGAUGAAUAAUAUUGCGUUUGUGUUGGCCAAGUUGGUACAAAGGUAUGAUGCGAUCGAGACGCUAGACAUGGAGGGUGGGUUGAAGAAGGGCCUGUCUAUUGUGAUGGCUCCUAAGAAUGGUGUCAUGGUUAAGAUGCACCGGGCUAGUGAGUAG
Messenger RNA from Mollisia scopiformis, 1302 nucleotides. Its product is annotated as cytochrome P450. The record is from RefSeq and is a predicted model, not a curated record. Gene Ontology annotation, molecular function: oxidoreductase activity, acting on paired donors, with incorporation or reduction of molecular oxygen, reduced flavin or flavoprotein as one donor, and incorporation of one atom of oxygen; heme binding; iron ion binding. Bases 1 to 1302 code for a protein of 433 amino acids. The transcript is spliced from 2 exons. NCBI's taxonomy places the organism in Eukaryota, Fungi, Ascomycota, Leotiomycetes, Helotiales, Mollisiaceae.